Molecule: messenger RNA, 483 nt
Organism: Dictyostelium discoideum AX4
Lineage: Eukaryota; Evosea; Eumycetozoa; Dictyosteliales; Dictyosteliaceae
Gene: rpl21
Product: S60 ribosomal protein L21
Exons: 1
Coding region: 1-483 (160 amino acids)
Biological process (GO): translation
Cellular component (GO): ribosome
Molecular function (GO): structural constituent of ribosome
Source: RefSeq, a predicted model, not a curated record
AUGCCUCACUCAUUCGGUCUCCGUGCUCGUACCAGAUACUUGUUCUCUCGUGGUUUCAGAAACCAUGGUCUCUUACAAACCACCACCUUCUUAAGAACUUUCCGUUUAGGUGAUUACGUUGAUAUCAAAGCCACCGGUAAUGUACACAAAGGUAUGCCACACAAAUUCUACCACGGUCGUACCGGUCGUGUUUGGAAUGUUACUCCACGUGCUGUUGGUGUCAUCAUCAACAAACGUGUUGGUCCAAGAAUCAUUGCCAAGAAAAUCCACGUCAGAACUGAACACGUCAAACCAUCAAACUCCAUGGCUGCUCACUUAAAACGUAUCCAAGAAAACAAAAAAGCUGUCGUUGAAGCCAAGAAAGCCGGUAAAUGGGUCGAUGUUAGACGUAACCCAGCUGCACCAAAGGACGGUUUCUUUGUCAACCCAAGAAACACUGAAUUCGUUGAAGUCAAACCAGUCAAAUACGAACUUUUAUUAUAA